This is a messenger RNA of Ornithodoros turicata, 504 nucleotides long. RefSeq lists its product as uncharacterized. Lineage: Eukaryota; Metazoa; Arthropoda; Arachnida; Ixodida; Argasidae. The record is from RefSeq and is a predicted model, not a curated record. The transcript has a single exon. Bases 1 to 504 code for a protein of 167 amino acids.
AUGGACAUCGCUCAAUAUACUCUUCUUCGUCAAGAGGAGUUGUUUGUCAAACUAAAUGGAGGAGUUAUUUUAUCAAAGCUUGAUCUAUCCGAAGCUUAUCUGCAGAUGGAGCUGGACGAUAAUGCAAAGGAAGUGCUCGUCAUCAACACGCUCAAGGGUCUAUCCCAGUUCCAUAGGAUGUCUUUUAGUAUAGCGUCGGCACCCACUAUUUUCAAAAGAGUAAUGGAGCAAGUGACUGCUGGGUUGGACUACGUAGCAUGCUAUUUGGACGACAUCGUCGUUACCGGCACUACGUUUGGACAUCAUCUGUCCAACCUGGAGAACGUGUUCCAGGGCCUCAGUGACUUUGGUUUCACACUAAACAAAGAAAAGUGUGCGUUUUUCGGGACCGAGGUCGAGUACUUGGGACAGAUCGUCUCGAAGGGAGGUGUUCGACCCUCACCAGAAGAAAAAUCUGCCAUACUGGAUAUGCCCGAACCAACUAACGUGCCAGAACUCCGAUGA